AUGGUUUCAUAUAUGGGGUUUCUUUGGUUAACCCUCUCCUUAAUUCUGUCCCUUAUUUCUGGAUUCAGCCUAAUGUCUUCCUCAUGGUUUAAAACUGGUAAUGUAUCUUUUGGGGUCUUUAUUCAAUGCAGUGGUGUCGUCAGCACUCCGUGUAACCAGACAUGUACUGUAUACCGGACCUUGGAGGAAAUUCCUGACAUUUUCUGGCAGAUUGCUGCAGUAAUGCUUUUCGGUGGUUGGCUUUUGCUGAGUUUUGGGGCAGUGUUGGUUUUAUCAUGGACUAUUAUACCAACAGGGCUCUGCCAGAGAAGAGUAUGCACCCCGGCCAGAUAUGCUCAGACUGCUGCAGUUGUAGUCACAGUAAUGGGUCUGCUGAUCUUCCCAGUCAGUCUCCGCUCUUCGUUUGCUAACCAGACCUGCGGCUCCUCCUAUAUGUACAAGAGCGGCAGCUGCUCACUGGGUUGGGGUUACAUGAUGUCCAUCAUUACAGUGAUGCUCUCUUGUUUCCUCCCUAUUAUUGGAUGUUAUAACUUAAAUGAAGUGAAGACUAAAAUAUUAAAGAAUGAAAUUACACAGAAUCUAAUGGUGUGUGAGGAUCACAUUUUAAAAUAA
Bombina bombina (fire-bellied toad) is the source of this 612-nucleotide messenger RNA. It is a transcript of the gene LHFPL7, whose product is annotated as LHFPL tetraspan subfamily member 7. Gene Ontology annotation, cellular component: membrane. The coding region runs from base 1 to 612 and encodes 203 amino acids. The transcript is spliced from 3 exons. The record is from RefSeq and is a predicted model, not a curated record. NCBI's taxonomy places the organism in Eukaryota, Metazoa, Chordata, Amphibia, Anura, Bombinatoridae.